This is a messenger RNA of Diaporthe batatas, 1791 nucleotides long. RefSeq lists its product as uncharacterized. Bases 380 to 1516 code for a protein of 378 amino acids. The record is from RefSeq and is a predicted model, not a curated record. Gene Ontology annotation, molecular function: oxidoreductase activity. The transcript has 3 exons. Lineage: Eukaryota; Fungi; Ascomycota; Sordariomycetes; Diaporthales; Diaporthaceae.
GUCACAGCAUUGCCGACCGAUCAAUUGGACUUCGACGAAUUCAACGAUAUUAUUCAUCGAAGAAAUCGUAGCCCAAAAAAAAAGACAUGAAAAUGUCAACGGCUGUCAGCUCAAUUAUCGUGAUUCAUGACGCGCCGCGCAGCCGGAGCUUUUCCUCCUGUGGGUCUCGGCCGAGAUGCUAUGAUUUCGUCAUUGGUACUUCACCCUGACGACCCUCGUCAUCGCUGCGUUCCUCCGACUUUGAAGACGACGUUCAUUGUGUCUUUGUAACGAGUAUUUACGGUUGCUUUUUUAUGACAUUGGCUCCUGCAGUCUUCGUCAAGAGUAGCUCGUCUGGCCCGUUUUGUACAUUGGAACAUGCGUUAGCCCAACCAACGUCAUGAUGCUCUCAACUACCUCAUCGACUGCACGCCUUCCCCUCCGCCAGGCUAGACCGUUUAUUAACGGGCUGUCCCAGACAGCAGCUCGCCUUCUAAGUUCAAUUUCCGUUGGAUCAUUUUCAAAAAGCACACCCCACUCUCUACCAGCCAGACUUCACGACUUCUUUCCCACGUCACUUCAUCGUCCACUUCCAACCAUUCCGUUAUCAACAACAACAACACAAACAUCCAGCAUGUCAACCCAAAGCAUUGCAGCAGCCAGCCAUGGCGAUCUCAACCGCAACAGCCUGUUUAACCUGAAGGGCCGUGUUGCCCUCGUCACCGGAGGCGGCAGUGGAAUUGGCCUGAUGAUCACCCAAGCCCUAGCCGUGAACGGCGCAAAGGUCUACAUCACAGGCCGCAGCGAAGACAAACUCAACAAGGUGAAGGAGACGUACGCAAAGGACAUCGAGGGCGAGAUUAUCCCGCUGAGCGGCUUCGACGUGACGAGCAAAGACCACAUCGGCAAGCUGGUCAAGGAGAUCGAGUCCCGCGAGAAGUGCCUUUGCGUCCUUGUCAACAACGCCGGCAUCAGCAGCAACACCGUCACGACCGAGACCGACUCGACGCCGGAGCUCAGCAAGAACCUGUUUGACUCCGAGGGCGUCGACUUCAACGACUGGCUCAACCCGUACAGCACAAACGUUGCCGCUGUCUACUUCACAUCUGCCGCCUUCCUCCCCCUCCUGCAAAAGUCCUCCGACCUGCACGAGGGCUGGUCCGGCACCAUCCUGAACAUCACCUCCAUCUCGGGCAUGAUCCAGAAGGCGCAGCACCACUUCGCGUACAACGCCUCCAAGGGCGCCGCCAUCCACCUCACGCGCAUGCUCGCCUCCGAGGUCUCGUCCAACGGCCACAAGAUCCGCAUCAACAGCCUGGCGCCCGGCGUCUUCCCCUCCGAGAUGACCGCCGGCGAGUCCGACGAGUACCAGAAGAGCCACAUCCCCAAGGACAAGUACGAGGGCAAGUUCCCCGCGUCCCGGCCCGGCAGGGACGUCGACAUGGCGCAGGCCGUGCUGUUUGCGGUUACGAACCAGUACCUUAAUGGCCAGAACUUUGCUGUUGAUGGCGGAUACACCAUUGCUGCGGGUCUAUGAGGCAGGUUUGACCAGGAAACCGAAAGACAUGUUGUCACGUUUUCGUUUUGAGAAUUAAAAGCGAGGCAUUGCUGGGCCAUAAAUGAAACCUCACUCAAACCUUCAUAAUCGAGAGCUGUAGCCAGGGAUUCCUGGAGUUUCUUCGGGUCUUGAUCAUGUACAUCCAUGUGAGGAGGCAGACAAUCACACACGAGGUGGAGCUCCGCCGUAACUAAACUUAACUGACCGUUUCGCGUUGGGCAUACUGGCCUUACCUGAGCGGAUUCUGUACCGAA